Messenger RNA from Protopolystoma xenopodis, 278 nucleotides. The record is from the annotation of a GenBank genome assembly. Lineage: Eukaryota; Metazoa; Platyhelminthes; Monogenea; Polystomatidea; Polystomatidae.
AAAUUGCCAGAGUCAGAGAGCGAUUGUUCCACCUCAAUGGGUCAGUAAAAAAAGCAGAAGAUGAUAUGCCUGAGGCCUCGGGACCAAUAAUUACUCUUCAGGAGAAAGUUUUUGUCCCUGUGAAAGAAAAUCCUAAUUACAACUUUGUUGGAAGGCUGCUGGGCCCACGCGGACUUACCGCUAAGCAGCUGGAGCAAGAUCUAGAAUGCAAGAUCAUGGUGCGAGGUCAAGGGUCAAUGAGGGAUAAACGGAAGAUUAACAUUAGGAAUAUGGAUUAA